This is a messenger RNA of Varanus komodoensis (Komodo dragon), 1429 nucleotides long. RefSeq names its product elongation factor 1 (gene ELOF1). The transcript is spliced from 4 exons. Gene Ontology annotation, molecular function: RNA polymerase II complex binding. Gene Ontology annotation, biological process: transcription elongation by RNA polymerase II. The record is from RefSeq and is a predicted model, not a curated record. NCBI's taxonomy places the organism in Eukaryota, Metazoa, Chordata, Lepidosauria, Squamata, Varanidae. Bases 128 to 379 code for a protein of 83 amino acids. Gene Ontology annotation, cellular component: transcription elongation factor complex.
UUCGAAAGAAAAAAAUGGGAUGGCAAAGAAAACCGAAGGCAGCCGCUGCACCCCCUUCCCCCGCCACAGCCCCGUUUCCAAGUCAUGCAGAACCAGGCAGAGGCUGUAGGAGGGUUCGCUGGCAAGAAUGGGCCGAAGGAAAUCAAAGCGAAAGCCUCCACCAAAGAAGAAGAUGACUGGGACACUUGAGACCCAGUUUACUUGUCCCUUUUGUAACCAUGAAAAGUCAUGUGAUGUUAAAAUGGACAGGGCUCGGAAUACUGGUGUGAUAUCUUGUACUGUGUGCCUGGAAGAAUUUCAAACCCCUAUAACAUAUCUUUCAGAACCGGUUGAUGUUUACAGUGAUUGGAUAGAUGCAUGUGAGGCAGCCAAUCAAUAACAGCAACUGAAGAAGAACUUGCUGAGGAUAAAAUAUGACUGCGUUGGGUUGAGGGGGUGGGGUUCUGUUACAUAAUACAUUGAAGAUGCAAGGGGAGUGCCCAGGAAAUGGAGGUUCUUGUGCUGUUUUGUCUAUCCAGUAAUCCUGUCCCUUUACAUGAAUAUUGUGGAAUUGUUCCCCUGCAUUUGGAGGACUAAACUAUCAGCAGGAGCUGGUAGGUUGGGAGAGGCCAUCAGUUUUUGAGAACAACCAGGCCUUUGGAUGAUUUCCUCUAGAAGGCUGCUUGGCAACAUGGCUCAUCCAGUGCUGCUCCUCAACUGAUCAUUUCAGUUGAACUUCUGUGGAAGAGGUGUCCACGCAAAUUGUUUUGCCACUGGGUGCUCAGUGGUAGGCCUUGAAGUGUUGUGCUCCUUGUUGCCAUGGUUAAACUGCAGUGCUUGGGAAUACACAGAAUGUAACAAAUAAUUCUCUCUUGGUCCCAUACGUUAUGGUUUUGUUCAUUAUUUGCUGAAGUAUUUGACUUGAGCAUUCAAGUUAUUUUCUUUUCAGUAGACUAUCCGCAAUUAGGUUGGGGGGCAACAUGUCUGUAUUCCUGCCAGAAUUUCUUACAGUCUUUUCUCUGCCAGCCAUUGUUGUUUGUGUCCAUUUGUACACAGGACUUUUCUAACAUCUAAUCUUCCUAGGCAAGGUUAGAAAUAGGCAAGUAUAAUUCCUGCCCUGUAGUUCAGUAUGAGGAAAUGUGACAUUUUUCAGCCUUAACAUGAUGGAAAAAAUGGUUUUAUUGUUUUAAAUGGAGUCUCUAUCCUAUGAGGUAAGUUUUGCUUUCUUUUAAAUUCUUUAUUUUACAGUCAGUUUUGUUGCUAAUGAUGUUAACUGUUAGAGGCUAAGCUUUUUGUAUGACAUGGGGCACGAGAAUUCAAGGAUUCUAUUAUGAUGUACUAAAUGUUCAGAGAAGCAGACUUCCUUCAUUGGUGAGAAAUUGUGCCAUUAUUGAUAAAUAGGCACUGGUAUAAUGUAAAGGUGGUAUUGAAUGGUAUAUUGUAAAAUAUC